CAUCGAGAAGACGAGGCAACAUGGCUCCCGGAGGUGGACGGAAGAGGCUUCUCCACUUCUGAAACGGUGAACGGCGGACGGAGAGGAAAAAAAAGAAGUGACUAGAACCCGUCAUCGCUUUAAUCCUCUCAGCCUCUCCUAAAUCCGGUCGGCCUCACCCCCUCCUCUCCACCCAAAUCCAAUCUGUGGUCUCCUCCCCUCCCUCACUCCCUCGCUUGCUCACCCCUCCCCUCGGGAAUCCUUUUCCCGCCCCCUCGCCCCCAGCUUCGCGCCCAGACCGUCGCCUAGCUUGUUCGCGCAGCCGCCGUCUCGUCUGCCCGCCGACGAAGCAUGGGCGUACAGGGCUUCCAAGAGUUCCUGGAGAAGCGCUGUCCCGGGGCUGUGGUGCCCGUGGACCUCCUCAAACUUGCGCGCACGGUCUCGCGCCAGCAGCAACAGCACCAGCAUCGGCAGCUGCCACCUUCGGCAGCCCUAGCGCCCGGGGGUCCCCGCACCGCCAGGGGCUCCGCUCCUCAGCAGUCGCCGCUUCCUCCCGUUGCCUUGGGUGCCUACUCCGGGGGCGCGGGGCCGACUCGCCAACAUCACCCCGCUCACCACUUCAACCACCACGGCCAGGCACAUCCCGGGCUACACCCGCCGCCGCCGCCGCUGCCGCCGCCCGCUCCGCUUCCCGGGGCUCGGGUGCUGGUAGACGCGGGCUCGGCGCUGCCGCGGCUUUAUGGUGGCUACCAGACGGAUUGGGUGUGUGGCGGCCAAUGGAACGCCAUGCUGGGCUACUUGUCAGCGCUAUGCCAGGCUUGUGCCUAUCCCGGCGGCGACGGCCUGGAGCUGGUGGUCAUGUUCCCUGGGGGCCUGGGCAAGGACCGGCUGGCCGAGUGGGGCCGUCGGUGCCAGGCCGAGCGGCAGACAGCGCAACUGAUCGUGGGACACGUGGGCAACAAGGGCACCCCUCCUCCACGGGCCUGGUUCCUGCCACCGGCCUGCCUGAGCCACUGCGUGAGGCUAGCACUCAUCCGCUUCCGGGUCAAGGUCUUUCAGAGCCUCGAAGACCACCACUUGGAAGUGGUAGCUUUUUUCAGGGAAAAUGGCUUCCAUGGCCUUCUUGCCCAUGACUCCGAGUAUGCGCUCUACAAUAUUCCCUCUUACUACAGUUCCCAUGCUCUGAAGCUCAGCUGGAAUGGGAAGAACCUCACUACCAACCAGUUCCUGAUGCAGGAGGUGGCCAAGCAGCUGGGCCUGAAGCGGAUGAAUUUUCCCAUAUUUGCCGCACUGCUAGGUAACCACAUUCUCCCAGAUGAGGACCUGGCUGCUUUUCACUGGAGCCUCUUAGGACCAGAACAUCCCCUUGCAUCACUUAAGGUCCGAGCUCAUCAGCUGGUUCUUCCUCCCUGUGAUGUGGUGAUCAAGGCUGUAUCUGAGUAUGUUAGUUCCAUCAAAGACCCCUCUAACCUGGAUGUGGUUGGGAAGGAUGUUUUCAAACAGUCUCAGUCCAGGACAGAAGAUAAAAUAGAGCGAUUCAAGAAAGCUGUUGAAUACUAUUCAGUCACAAACAAACUCUCUUCGCUGCCAGUGGGUCCCUCCUCCUUUCUAGGUUUUCGUAAUAAUCGACUUGGAAAUCCUCCCCUUCCACGAAAUCAAAUGGGCACUAUCUCUGCUGGAAAGCAAAUGUUUUCUCACCACGUGCCCCAGAAAAUGAAAUAUCCACCAUCAUUCCCAAUGGGACCCAACUCCUCUCUUCUCUUCUCCUCUCAUGCUUUGGGAGAUUCCCAUGCUUUUUCUGAGGAUCCCAUGCUACAGGAUAGCCCCUUUGCCAAUUGGGCUGUCUCUUAUGACUCCUCUACAUCCCAGUUUCCCAAUUACCUGACUUCCAAAGCCUCAUCUCCUCUGGGACCAGACUCUUCCCACUCUUCUUCCUCUGAUGGUGAUGAGCCAAAUGGAGCCAGCUCUCAUCACAUUACAGAAACACUUCAGCAGCAGCCAGUAUGGGAGGACCCAAAUGGUGACAGAGGGUCCUGGGUACCGCCUAUUGAUGCUGGAGUUUCAGAUGCCAGCCUGGGUGAUGGCGAGCCCCACAUCCCAUCUCUGCUGUCUAUGUCUACAAGGAACCACAUGGACAUCACCAUUCCACCCUUACCUCCAGUUGCUCCAGAAGUCUUGCGGGUUGCUGAACACAGACACCGAAGGGGUCUUAUGUACCCAUAUAUCUACCACGUCCUCACUAAGGGUGAGAUUAAGAUCCCUGUAUGUAUUGAGGAUGAGUGUAACAUGGAGCUGCCUCCAGCUGCUCUCCUGUUCCGGUCAGCUCGUCAGUAUGUAUACGGGGUCCUUUUCAGUCUGGCAGAGACACAGCGGAAAAUGGAGCGCCUGGCCGGACGGCGACGGCUGCCUGUGGAAGUUCCUUCAGUGAUUCUUAAAGAGUGGUCUGCCUAUAAGGGGAAGUCUCCUCAAACCCCUGAGCUGGUGUCUGCACUGACAUUUCGGGAAUGGACUUGCCCAAACCUCAAGAAACUCUGGCUAGGCAAAGCAGUUGAGGACAAGAACAGAAGGAUGCGGGCCUUCCUGGCCUGUAUGAAGUCAGACACACCCAGUAUGCUCAAUCCAGCUAAUGUCCCCACCCACCUGCUGCUCAUGUGCUGUGUACUCCGGUACAUGGUUCAAUGGCCUGGUGGCCGAAUUCUGCAUCGCCAUGAGCUGGACACCUUCCUUGCACAAGCAGUAUCUACCCAGCUUUAUGAACCAGAUCAACUUCAAGAACUCAAGAUUGAGAAACUGGAUGCCCGAGGGAUCCAGCUUGCUGCCCUCUUCAUGAGCGGGGUUGAUACAGCUCUGUUUGCUAAUGAUGCCUGUGGCCAGCCAGUCCCUUGGGAGCACUGCUGCCCCUGGAUUUACUUCGAUGGCAAGCUGUUCCAGAGCAAGCUAAUUAAAGCAGGCCGAGAGCGAGUAUCCCUGAUUGAGCUCUGUGAUGGCCAGGCUGACCUGGCAACCAAAGUGGAAAGGAUGAGACAGAGUAUUCUCGAAGGAGUCAACAUGAACCAUCCACCGCCUUCUGCUCUACUUCCAUCACCUACUUUUGUGCCUCCCAUGGUGCCCUCUCUCUACCCUGUUUCACUUUAUUCCCGAGCCAUGGGCUCAAUGCCACCUCCCACUCAAGGAAGGAGCCGGGGCUUUGCAGGUCUCCAUCCAAUCCCACCCCAGGGAGGAAAACUGGAGAUUGCUGGGAUGGUUGUUGGCCAGUGGGCUGGCAGCAGAUCAUCUAGGGGUCGAGGCUCCUUUGGCAUGCAAGUGGUUUCUGUCGGUGGGCCAGGAAAGGGGCAUGGAAAAGAACAGACUGGUAGAGGAUCCAAAGGACAUAAAAGAGGAAAUAAACAAGGCACUUCAGAUGGAGUUUCUAAAUCCCUGGAGCUUCAUCAAAGUCGGUCCCGCUCACAGGUAAAUGGAAACAAUGUCACAUUGAUCAAAGAAGAAAAGAGUGAUCAUCAUUUUUCAGCUCCAUCACAGUGUGCCUUAUCCAGAGACAGCAGCAUGUGUAAUAAUGGUAACCGCUACUUCCCCAUGAAGAAUGUGGGGAAGAGUCGCUUUCGAGAGCAAAAACUGGGAACUAUGGCACAACAAAAAGAGGAAUAACAAGCUGCAGAUGGUUUUACAAGAUCAGGAAGAGGGGAAAACAUAUACUUUUCUGAUUUUAGGCCCAAGUUAGAGGAGGACAUAAAUGCUUACCCUAGAUUUAUCCAGGAUUUUGUUGGGAUGUCCUAUUGUAUCCAUCUUUUCCCCUUCCCUGUCUUUUUCUGGCCUCCAGACUUAUUGGUCUGCUUCUGGGGAAGCUCUGUUUAAAGAUGAAUGGUAAUAGGAGUAGCUCCUAUUGUCAAAUGAAUAUAGAGUGCCAGUAUUCUCUUUACGUUCCCUGGGAGCCUCGUAAGGUGGUGACUGUCAGAAAUUGGGUGUCAUCAUAUAAGCUUUGUUUUUCUGAGUCUUCAUCAUGAUACUCAUUUACAAAGCCUGGGGCGGGGGUUGGGGGGUGGUGACAUCUGCCUAUGGCUUCCUAACUUGCUCUUUGCUCUAUGGAGUAGUAGGGGCUUUGUAUAUAAUCAGUAUUCAUCUCCUUCCCACUCUCUCCACUUACCUACCCUAGGAUUUUGUUCCACUGCCUCUUGCUCUGGCCUGACAAUCAGAUAGGUAGAUGUUUUCAGGGAAGUGAGGUAGUAUUGGUUAUUUUAUUUUAUUUUAUUUUUUAUUUUAUUUUAUACACUUAAACUACCAAUGGCCUUUGUACUGGGGGAUUCAAGGGAGUCAGAAAAGUACUGGGCAGAUUUUUCCUGCCUCUGAACUAAUGUAUUGUUUGUAAAAUAGAAGAUGUGAUGCAGUUCCCCACUCCCUGCUGCCCACACCCUGAAAGGAUGGGAGUCAAUGUAAUGAAACUGAGUAUGAAAGGGAACUCAAAAUACUGGUGUAUGUGUGUGUGUGUUCACGCGCGUAUGUUUGUGUAUGGGUGUGUGGGUGGAUGUAUAUAUGAAUGAGUGUAUCUAUAUGCGUACACAUACCCUUUAUAUAAAGAGACAGAUCUAUUUAUCUAUACAUAUUUUAUAUAUAUAAAUAUGUGUAUAUGUGUGUAUAUAUCUAUGUAUCUACAUAUAUAGAUAUAUGCAUACAUACAUACAUACAUACCCAGUGAUGUCCCAGAGGAUUUACUGAAUUUCCCAGAAAUGCUUCUAUAGCAAUGGAGUGGUGGGUUUCAAAAGACCACACUUUAAAAUCCUUACUAAGUCAGAGCCCAUCGCAAUUAUGAGAAGAUGGGCUUCUCUAAAGCAGACAAAAAGUACUUUCCAGAGAUUGCCUGUUCAGAACAACAUACAGUUGGGUUGUCACCAGCUUAAUCUUGAACAGAGCCCUCACAUCCCAUAUGAUGAAACAGGAGGUUGGAAUGGGAUUGGGAAGAUUUGGGUAUUUCCUUAUGAAGGAGCAGCCUCGAUUGGAGAAAGGGGAUGGAAAGUGAUUACCAGGGCUUGCAUCCAAUUUGGAGGAAAUCUGAUCUGGAACUCCAUGAUCAAACUGGCCUCAGGCUAGAAUUGAUUGCCAUGAGUCCCUGAAGGACAGAAGACAAGCAUUGGAAAGACAGGUAGGGAAGUGUGAGGAAAUUGUCAAUCUGAUUUUACAUGCCUAGAUUGUUUCAUUUGUUCAUUGACAUUUUGACUACUGAAUCUUUUCAUUUGCUUUGCAAGGAAGACUUUAGAGGACUCUGGUCUGGGCCAUUAAGGGGUAUUCUGUGAAAGAUUCCCAGCCCCCAGUGAGGCCGGGAUCUACCCAGGACAAAGAGGCUAUUCCUCCUUGCCAGAGAUACUCUUGAGACAACCUUGCAUUUCCAGUUUCCCUCCUCAGCAGUCUAAGUAUGAGGGAUGGGAACAUGGCUUGUAACAGAUUAGCAUUGUGUCUUCAUUCAGGAAUUGAGGCUUUCAGUUCCUUUUGGGCUUUGUGAUAUUCUUGCCCAAGGAGUACCAUUUCUACAGGAAUACAACUGACUAGACUUCUAGCAGGGUUCUCUCUCUUUUUGAAAAACCCCAUGCACUUUAACCCACUGCAGGUCCUUGCUGAUUUUUUUCCCAGACAACCACAUGGCUGUUUGCUCACUGCCCACUUACAAUGAGUAUAUAAUAGGAGAUUGAAAACAUUCUCUCAGACUAUUCAAUCCUAGUCUAGCCCAGUUUAAGAGAACCCACAAUUUGCAGGGAUGGAGGCCUAGAAUGCCUCUCCCCCUGCCCAGACACUUCUUACAUAAACCAAAGCAGGAUGACAAGAAUGCACACCUAGCCAGAUAUAACCAGGUACAAAAUGUACAAAAACCUCCUCUUUGGAAUCGGCUCCCCUAAUUUGAUCCUCCCUCUUCUCUUGGACCUUCCCAACCUUUCACAACAUAUUGAAGGUUAGGAUUUCUAUAUCCAGCAAGAGCGGGAUUUAGUAAUUAACUUAGAUGGCUUGGAAAUUUCUUUCUGGAGCCGCAGGGGGAGGAAUCCUUAGGAGCUCGAAAAAUAACCAGAGUCACUGAGCUAUAUUAAAUUAAAUCUAUCUAGAUCUCCAUUUUCUAAUAGGAAGUACUUGGAGUUAUAUGGAAAGGUAUUUUCUUCAGUUGCUAUUUCUCUGCAUCUUGAAUCUAUUUGAUACAAUCAAAUGACAGUAUUGUUAACUCUCACAGCAUUAAGAUUUCUUAUUUUGUAGGCAUUCACUGUGAGAAGUACAACUGCUGCUUUGACAGGGAAGAUUCCAGUUUGCCAAAAGGCUUGCUUUUCUCCCUCCCACAAACUUCCACUUUCUCCUAGCCUGGCCCAGGGUGAAACAAGUGGCUCACUUCCAACCUUGGUUUUUAUAUGGAUUCAGCAUUUGGGUUUGGAAGUUUACAAGAAAGAACUAUAAAGGGCCAUAUUCCUAUAUUUCAAGUUGUCUGCCAAACUACACAAUUCAGAAGCCAGAAAAACUAAGAUUUAUUACUGAAAGAUGAACUUUUUCUAAUUGGAGACCAAAUUGGAGAAGGCAGAUCUGAACUUUCCUGUGAGUAUCACUUGAAGAGACUAUCAUCCACCACAUGAGGUUCCAUUUCUGAUUCUGAUAUGGCCUCUCUUGAAAAAAGUCAUAUAGGAACCCUCAAAAAUGACCACAAGCAAAAGCCCCCUGGUUGUAUAUAGCCACUGAUCCCCAAGGACUUGUAGUUGUUGAUUUCUGCUGCUGUGCCUUGGGGUCAGCCUAUAACUGCCACCCAUAUUCAGUGACCAGUCUGGUCUGGACCAGGUCUAGCAAACUUCUGCUUAUUUGCAUCAGUUUUCAUUCUGAGCCAGUAGGACUUUGGGUAAACUAUAAAGCCCAAGAAAUGGCACUUGUUUUAGCUAGUGACAUUUGAUUUUUAUUUCCAUCUUAAGUUUCUGGCAUUGUUGGCCAAGUCACAUUUUCUUUUUUUUGGUCACUGAGAAAAACAGCCAGACAAGGCAUUAGGAUGGAUGGUUAAGUUUGGGGUAGGGGGAGGAAUGCUCAUGUAGAGUAGAAAGAAUGUGGAAGUUACUGUUUGGUUAUAGUGAUCCAGUCCAUUGGAACUAUAGAGGCUCCUAUGGACAUGUCAAUGCUACCCUUUCAGCCUCUAAGACUCUCCCCCACCUUUGAAAUGACAAUACAAGUAGACCACAGUUUAAAGUAGUUAGUAUAAUUCUACUAAGGUUUAAUCAUUAUACUUGUUUACUUCCUGGUGCAUAUUUCCUAAAUAUGCUUGGGGGUCGGGGGUGGGAGGGGGGUAAGUUUUCACUGUUCCAUUGUGUGUCACCCUAUAUUUUUCUCCCUCUCGUGACUUUGGCAUCUUCUUUUAUUUAACUUUCCAUUUUCUUUUCCUUUGGCUUACUGCAGUAGUCUGCUGGUACAAAUAGAGCUUGGUGUACCUAUUCCCCUGUUACUGCUAAUUAUCUUCAGUAUUGCCAGAGGUUAUUUUGAUGUUCUAAGAAGAUAACUUCAUUUUUUACAAAAUCAUCUUUUCCAAGUUAAAAACAAAGUAAAAUCAUCCCUGUGCUAGGGUGCCCAUUUCAGCUUUUGACAUUGCCCUUAUACUUUAAUAGAUGGUCUUUUUGUCCGUGUUGGUAGUAACUAAUGACUAGUAAAUUUUCAUGUAAAUGAAGCAAGUUAAAUAUUUCAGAUUUUAUUAAUCUCUCAUAACCCUGCCAAAUCUGAUGACUUCAUUUUAGUUACUUCCCAAAAGAUACUUCCCCUCCCACCUUUUAUUUUUUUCUGUUCUAUUUUUAGAAUAACAUACUAGGUAAAGAAACUUUAACUGCAAGGAGUCAAUGAUUUUUUUGUGCUCCCUGACAAAUGAUGUUAUUGACAAAAGUAAGAAAUUCUUUCAUUGUUUUUUUUCCUGUGUUAAUAUCUCUUCUGUGCUCUUGACAGUGUGUUUAGUGGAUGGAUAAUAUGUAUUUCUCUUCCCCACUCCCAGAUUCAAAAUUCCCUGCCUUUUUGGCCCACCUCACCACAAAAGCUCCAUAGUUUAUUAAUGUAAGUUUGAAUGGAUGCUUCUUAGGGGAAACUGCAGGAGGUAAUGGAAGUGUUUCAGAAAAGAAUGAAAAAUGUCUCAGGAGUUGUUCUGUGAUGGAAAUUGGUCUGUUGUUCUGUUAAUGCUGAUGGAAAGAAACUUACAGUGCUUAAUAAAAGUUUAUUCUUUUAGUAAAAAAAUCUGUGAAAUAA
This is a messenger RNA of Pteropus alecto (black flying fox), 8205 nucleotides long. RefSeq names its product family with sequence similarity 120C (gene FAM120C). Bases 331 to 3624 code for a protein of 1097 amino acids. Gene Ontology annotation, cellular component: nucleus. The transcript is spliced from 16 exons. Lineage: Eukaryota; Metazoa; Chordata; Mammalia; Chiroptera; Pteropodidae. The record is from RefSeq and is a predicted model, not a curated record.